GCGAAGUCAAGCGAAGAAGCCACUGGCAAAAUAAAGUCAAACGGCUGCUGAGCUGCGUUGUUGAAUUUGUUUUCCACAAAUCGUGGGCACUGCACAGUGUUUAAUUGUUACAAAUAAUUGUGAAGGAAAGACACAAAAAACUACAAGGAACAUCGAGAGGAACGUGCUGAGAGCGGCGAAGCCUAAUCCAUUAAAAAUGGCUGAAGAGUAUAUACCAGAUGUCAGCUUCAUGGACACAAUCGUGCCCGCCAUCCUGGGGCUGACCGCGGCUGCGGUGCUCUCGUCGGUGGCCUGCAUCUGCGCCCGCCAGAUGCGCCUCCGGAACAAGAAGCAGAGCCAGCACGACGCCUCGUUCCCCUUCCAGCCGACCCGGCGACCGACCGCCGUUCGGUCGCCCAGCGGCCAGCCGCCGCACUACUUGAAGAAGUCGCCCUCGCCCACCGGCGGCAAGCAGAUGGGCCUCCUGUCGCCGAUGCAGGACCAGUCCACCUCCCCGAUCGCCCAGCCGAACGUGAGGUACGGCGACGAGGACGAGGGUCCGCCUCAGCACCCGGAGCACCACAACGGCAAUGGCAAUGGCAAUGGCAACGGUAAUGGCAAUGGCAACGGUAAUGGCAACCAACUGACCGUGGUGGAUGGUGGCAACGGGCUGAAGCACUCGCUGCACGGCAGCCUCCACCACUCGCCGGUGGAGACAAUCGCCAAUGGGAGCGUGACCAUCACCCUGGACGACCAGGCGCUGACCAACGGCAGGGAGCUGUCCGUGAGCGACCAGUACGGCAAGCUGGGCACCAUCUAUUUUAAGCUGCGCUACCUGGCCGAACGGAACGCUCUGAUGGUCUCCAUAAUCCGCUGCCGGGGACUGCCUUGUAAGGGGGGGUCGGGCGGAACCGGGGACAUACCAACCGGCAUGAACGGACGCACUCAGGCGGCCACGGACCCGUACGUCAAGCUGCAGCUGCUGCCGGACAAGCAGCACAAAGUGAAGACCCGCGUGGUGCGCAACACCCGGAACCCGGUCUACGACGAGGACUUCACCUUCUAUGGCCUGAACAUGAACGACCUGCAGAACAUGUCGCUGCACUUCGUCAUCCUCAGCUUCGACCGGUAUUCGCGCGACGACGUCAUUGGCGAGGUGGUUUGCCCCCUGACCUCCAUCGAGAUCGGCGACAUUUCCAAAGAGGCCCUGUCCAUCAGCAAGGAGAUUCAGCCCCGCAGCCUGAAGAUUCGCGCCCAGGGCCGCGGCGAGCUGCUCAUCUCGCUCUGCUGGCAGCCAGCCGCCGGUCGUCUCACCGUGGUCCUGCUCAAGGCUCGCAACUUGCCGCGCAUGGACGUCACCGGUCUGGCCGAUCCCUACGUCAAGAUCUAUCUCCUCUACAAUGGCCAACGCAUCGCCAAGAAGAAGACGCACGUCAAGAAGCGCACUCUGAGUCCCGUCUUCAACGAGAGCUUCGCCUUCGACAUUCCCGCCGCCGAGGGCACUGGCGCCAGUCUUGAGGGCGUGUCUUUGGAGUUGAUGCUGCUCGACUGGGAUCGCGUGACCAAGAAUGAGGUCAUCGGUCGCUUGGAGCUGGGCGGACCGAACUCGAGCAGCACCGCCUUGAACCACUGGAACGAGGUGUGCAACUCGCCGCGUCGCCAGAUCGCCGAGUGGCACAAGCUGAAUGAGUAGGGGAGGAAUCCACUUGGGCGCUGGCGCCCCUUUUCGAGGAGGGAAGAAGCAGGAACGGCAUCUGAACGGAAGUCACGCGGCUCAUCAGCAUGAGUUCGCUGCUCCUUUGAACUUGUCUCACGUCUAGCAUUUAAUUUGAUAUGGUUUAAAGGGUUUUGAAAACUCAUAUUUGUCAAUUUUGUUUGUAUUUAUUCUGGUUUUUGAGAGAUAUGCUUACAUUUAGUUGCUUUCAUGAGGGGCAUUUUAAGCCAGAUGCAGAAAACCAAUAUGUACCGAACAACCACAACUUACUAAAUUAAAUGUAUUAGAAAAUGUUUAGGACCUUAAAAAAGCAUAGUGUAAGAUAAUUCAGAAACAUCUUGAAAAAAUCAUUUUGAAAACGCGAAGAGAAAACAGAGGAGGAAAAAAAAGGAAGAAAACUAUAAAUAAUGGACACCGAUUUUGUUGCUGUAUAGAAUUUUACUUCUUCGCUUUAUGUAACUUAUGUAUAUCUAUGUAUGAUUUUCAUAUCAAACAACUAGUGUCCCAUUUAAUGUGCCCACCACGAUGAAAACUGAAGUUUAUUUUCAAAAACGAUACAUUACUAUCCAUAUGCAUAUGUAUAAAAUAUUUAUGAUGAUACAUAACUCUUAAGCAUAAUGUCUGUGUACAAUUUAAUUUUCAUUGUUUAGAAAGUUUCUGUUUAAUUGUAAAGUAUUUAAAUAUACCAUGGAUUUAGAGAACAACAAACACCAAAGUCGCACACUCCGAAAUCUCUUGAGGUGUGUCCAGAUGAAAGCGAAAAUAUUGCUUACUGCUUAACACUUUAUACAUACUCUUAAAAAUAAAAAUAACUAAAACUACAAAUAAAACAAAACCAAAUUGAAUCUAGAGAGAACACGCAGCAGAAUGCUUAGCACCAAGAAGCUACAAAACCACACACAAAUCGAUCGAAAAAGUCAGAAAAACAUUGAUUCGGAGAGAAAUCCAAACACAAUACAAUAAUGUAAGCAGCAUAGUACAUGUAGAAAUCGAAUACCAAUAACAUACCCUAGAGUAUAACCACUCACGAAUAGCUCAAACCGAACGCAAUAAGCACUACUUAUAACUGGAAUGGAUAAUGGAACCCCAAAGAAAGCAUAGCUUAAAAAAGACACCGAGUCAUUAUCCACUUACUGAUACUGAGUGUACUGAAUACAAUUAUGAACUAUAGCAGAUCUCUUUAGACAUCAGCCCGCUUCUACGUAUAUUUUGUAAACUGAGUGUUAGAGAAUUAAAUUUCAUUGAAUAACUACGUACAUACCAUAAGGAUAUAUGCAAGCAUACAUAGCGAUUCAAAAGAAUGGCAAAUACAACUUCAAUUCGUGUCCAAUCAAAACUUCAAUUCGUCUAAUGGAAAAACAAUAAUUACCAAUACAUAUGCGAUGAGUUUUUGCAAAGGAAACCGAAUUAUAUGAGAUGUGUAUAAUUCUACAUUAUAUAUAAUAGUAAUUGUAAGCUACAUCAAAUGGUUAAUUUCAGUAAUA
Molecule: messenger RNA, 3177 nt
Organism: Drosophila elegans
Lineage: Eukaryota; Metazoa; Arthropoda; Insecta; Diptera; Drosophilidae
Gene: Syt4
Product: synaptotagmin-4
Exons: 5
Coding region: 197-1672 (491 amino acids)
Biological process (GO): regulation of dopamine secretion; calcium-ion regulated exocytosis; regulation of calcium ion-dependent exocytosis
Cellular component (GO): axon; synapse; membrane
Molecular function (GO): phosphatidylserine binding; clathrin binding; SNARE binding
Source: RefSeq, a predicted model, not a curated record